This is a messenger RNA of Paramisgurnus dabryanus, 1939 nucleotides long. RefSeq names its product aristaless related homeobox b (gene arxb). Gene Ontology annotation, biological process: regulation of transcription by RNA polymerase II. The record is from RefSeq and is a predicted model, not a curated record. Gene Ontology annotation, molecular function: DNA-binding transcription factor activity, RNA polymerase II-specific; RNA polymerase II transcription regulatory region sequence-specific DNA binding. Lineage: Eukaryota; Metazoa; Chordata; Actinopteri; Cypriniformes; Cobitidae.
GAGAGCAGAGCCUUCAUGAAAGCCACAGAUAUGAGCAGAGAAGCAGAGGGAGAUGAUCCAGAUCAAACAGAAUGCGAAUGUAAAUCGCCUUCUCUGUUGUCUUCAUACUGCAUUGACAGUAUUCUUGCUAGAAGUCCUUUAAAAGUCAAAGUGUCGGGGGAGCGCAGUUUGGCGACUAAAAAAACACACAACAGUUUGUGGUCCGUUCAAACGGACAUGCACCUGCCUCCCAAACUCCGCCGCCCAUUUGCCCCCUCGGGCAGGAUGACAGAUUCUUCUAUACAACUUCAUAAGGAUGACAGUGAACCAUCCGAGACACUACAACUGCAUACAACCUGUAAAAACUUCAAGAUCACAGAGGCCUCUAUAGUAACUAAACAUUUUCAGGACCACGCGUCUCAUAAGUCAUGCAGUCCCGCGCAAAGACCAGAGGAGGACGAAACAGAUCAGGAAAGACAGUGCAGAGAGACACAUUUAUCCCCGGGACUUCAGGAACAACACACAUAUUUGAAGAGCAAUGAUGACACUGCUUUAUCAGCAGGGAGUGACACCGAAGAUCAAGCAGUGUUAAAACGGAAACAGAGGAGAUAUCGGACUACAUUCACUAGCUAUCAGCUUGAGGAGCUGGAAAGAGCUUUCCAGAAGACUCACUAUCCAGAUGUGUUCACGAGGGAGGAGCUAGCAAUGAGAUUAGACCUCACAGAGGCGCGAGUGCAAGUCUGGUUCCAGAACCGACGUGCAAAAUGGAGGAAAAGGGAAAAAGCAGGGAUCCACUCGCACCCCCUGAGUCUACACUAUCCUGGAACAUCCCCUGCUGCACAGCCCUUGUGUCAUUACCUGAGCGGGAAUCCAUUCGUCCCAAACCCACAUCCAGCUACUGAUUCAGUUUGGCCUCUCCAAAGACCAUCCACAGGCUCGCCCUCAGCCCACAGCUUCAGCGCUCUGUUAGGAGCAGCAAUGUUUAGACAUCCUGCUUUCAUCAAUCCCACAUUUGGAAGACUGUUUACAAGCUUAGGUCCAAUGGCACUGCAGAGGAUACAACUUUCUGCCAUCGAGGGUCCGAUUCAACCCAACCCCCACAUCACCAAUAACCUUCUCUCCUCAUCGUCACCAUCAUUACCUUCCUCUCCAUCUGUGGACUUUCGCGCCUCCAGCAUAGCAGCAUUGCGUCUCAAAGCAAAGGAGCAUUCUGCUCAUCUCACUCAGAUCUCAGAUCAGUGCUGAUGGACACACAUAUCACUUGAGAGAUGGCAAAAGACCAAAGUCAAGAAGUUGAAAUGAAUAAACUUUUUUCGUCUCCAGUGUUAAUAGGUGCUAAAUGUUUUUUUUUUGGCUGUGGUAUGAUCCAUGAUAUUUUCAUUGCAUAGCAUUUUUAAUGCCUAUAUGGGUUCAUGCAUUUAGCAAAAAAGCUGAGUAAAUUAACUUACACUAGGUUCGGUUGUUUGAUUAUUGUAUACGUUUUUAAUUUUACUUUCAUGUACUUUCAUGUUAAUAGAUUUGUGCUGCACUUUCUGUAUUAAAGGGAUGACUGACAUAGUUUUAUGGCAAGAUUUGAGUUAUAUUUGUUUUUAUUAGAGUCACCAUGAACUGAAGUAGUGAUUUGCUUUUUUGGUGACAUAUAUCCGAGUUUAAAAGGUUUCUGAAAUGAAAAAGGGUAGGACUGGACUUGAAUUCAUCCAUUGAAAACUGAUUAGAUCGUUUGAAGUUGGGUCAUGUUAUUAUUUGCUGCAAUCUUUUCCUUGCCUCCGCCCACCUGCCAUACCAUAUGACCGGAAGUAAAGAGAGAUCAUUUCGAGGAGGGGAUGAGAUUUGUGUUUUUGAUUAUAGAUUAUGAGGACACAUAAAUAAAAAAAAUAAUAAUGAAGCUCACAAAUAAGUCAUUUGUAAAAAAUUCCACAAUAUUUUUAAACAAAUUACAGUUUUUCAUUUAAAUUUCAUU